This is a messenger RNA of Acanthoscelides obtectus, 459 nucleotides long. The record is from the annotation of a GenBank genome assembly. NCBI's taxonomy places the organism in Eukaryota, Metazoa, Arthropoda, Insecta, Coleoptera, Chrysomelidae.
GUUCGGAAUCCGAUACAGAGGUCAGUAAGUCAGACUUGCUCUUCAUCAUCCUCGUCCGGCAUCGAUGAAGCCAAGGAAGAGCAAGAUGGCAAAGACGCUAGAAAACACUAUCAAGGACAUGCGUGCUACUCAACCUGCUACGUCGAAAAACUGGAGGGGCGGCACAACCAAGAAACGGUGGAAGACAACCUGGUCGAACAAACAGGCGAAGAGCAGACAACCCAGGACCGACGGUUACUCAAAGAAAGGCACCGGGGAUUACAGGAGAGAGGACAGAACAAAAAAACUCCGCUAGAGGGAACCGCAUCCGCUAUGGCAACAGAUUACCCUGGGAGCAGCAGUUUUGUCAGGCAGAUAUACACCAAAAAGGGCAUAACAGGAGAUGCCCUAGAGGUUCUACUGGCCUCUCUGAGCACCAACAUACUGAAACAAUAUAACUCUAGAUUUGGUAAGUGGUGA